UUCCUUGUUGCUAUGGGAGUCUGGAGCAGAGGCCUGGCACAGUUACAGGCUGCGCUCCACUUCCUGUCAGUGACCAAUUUUUUGGGAGGGAUUAAGCCCCCACCAACAUUCUGGUUGCCUUGGCAACAGGGGUGUGUUGUCUUGGUGAUUGUGGCACUGCCAGGCAGUUGCUAGGGUCACGCCCUGGUUGCCUGGGAUGUCGCGACCCCAGAUCAUCCACAGCGGCCACUUCAUGGUGUCGGAGCCGCAUGCCGAGCCUGAGCUGGACCCGGGGGGUAGGGCUGCGGUUGGGAGCAUGGCGGAGCAGACAGGGGCUGUGGAGCUGGGGGCUGGUGGCUGGUGGGAGGGGGAGGGGGCUGGGGCGGGUGAGCGAGCCGCAGUGCCCUGGGAUGCCUACGACUUUGACACAGUCAACGCCUGCACGUGCCGGACCUACCGCUUUGGCCCUUGUAGCAGUGGCGCCCUCAGCAUCGACGCCUCCCUCACCAAGCUCUUUGAGUGUAUGACACUUGCCUACAGUGGGAAAAUUGUGUCCCCCAAAUGGAAAACGUUCAAAGGCCUGAAGCUGCUGCCGCGUGACAAAAUCCGGCUCAAUAAUGCCAUUUGGAGAGCGUGGUACCUGCAGUGUGAGUGGUGGCUGGGGCUGCCCAGGGGCACAUGGGGCUCUGGAGUCUCCCCAGAGUGGGCACAGCGCAGGCAGUGGCAGGAUGUGGAAAGGAGAAAGAACCCUGUGUGCAAUUUUGUGACGCCGCUGGAGUGCAGUGUCGGGGAUGACCACCGCAAACCGGAGCCCCACCCUGCCCUUGCCUUGCAGGCCGUGAUCAUGGAAGGGAAGUACUGGAAGCGCCAGAUCGGAGUGGUCAUUCGGGAGUAUCACAAGUGGCGGAUGUACUUCUGUACACGGGUCCAGAAGAAGAAAGAUAAACCUGAGCCUUUAUCCACCCAGGAAGCGGCUCAUGCCAUCCAGGGCGAGGGACUGAGCAGUGAGGCCAAGGGCAGCUGCCCCAUGGAGCUCGACCUGGACACCCUGGACAGCCUCAUCUCUGACCUGGCCGACACCAUCUUCUACAGCCGCAACCCGUAUGGGGGGCCCAACCCCCGCAGUCUUGCUCACCAAUUCAACGCGGACAUGAUUCAGCCCACCCUGACCCAGCUGCACCCUAACUUCGGAGAGGAUUUCAUGGACACCCUGGACCCCAUUCACGAUUUCUUUUCUGCCUGUCGCCCCCAGCCUGUGACCCAGGCCUCCAUGCUGCUACCAGCUGCUGCCCCAAAGGGCUCUCUGUUCAGCGCUUGUGACCCGGAUGUGACCACCAGCACUAAGGAGCUGCCUCUCCACAGGGGCUCCCUCACCCCCCUUUCCUUCCCCCUGGACCUGGAGCCCCUCACACCCCUGAAUGGACACCAGACCUUCCUGCCACUCUUCCCCACCUCCCCACUGCGGGUCAGCCCACCCCCGCCCGGCCCUCCCAUGCAGCACCCUCAACCCACCAUUGUCUUCUCCGUCAUCACCCACAUGGCUGCUGAAAAACCCCCUUCACCCACCCUGCACCCUCCUUCCCCCGGGGGAACCUUUGCCAUGCCUGUGUCUGGCCCCCUGCCCAACAGGGCAAGGUCCCGGCAGCUACAGCACAUUGCCCCAGCGCCCACCUCCAACCACCCCCCGGCAGCCCCCAGUGCCUUCCUUACCCACCUGGUUGUAGCAGGCCAAUCAACACAGCCUCUCGUUCCAGCCAGGGACUCUUCUCAGGUCUGCACCCCCCUAGAGCUCCCUGCAGGUGUCCUGCUGUUGGAGAAGCCCAUCGACCCUCGCUCUGUCACUGCCUCCUCCAGCACUGAUGCCAAGUCUGAAGAUAGAGCUGAGCGCAGGGGACCCCAUGCUUCCCACCAGCCCUGCAGCCGCCCCAGCACCAAGGGCAGCCAAAGAGCCGGCUUUACCUCUGCUGACCACGCCCGGCGCAUGAACAUCAGCUGCGCCUUCGACACCCUCGCCAGCCUCGUGCUGCCGGGCUUGGCCCAGCCCAGCGUCAAGCUCAGCAAGGCCACGCUGCUGCAGAGAAGUGUGGUGUACGUGGGGCGGCUGCAGCAGGAGUGCCGGCAGGUACAGGAGACGGCCCGGCGCCUGCGGGGCGAGAUUGAGGAGCUGAGUGCUGCCAUUGGGGAGUUCCAGCGCCAGCUGCCCCCCAGUGGGGCCCCGGUGACUCCUCCACACUUAGAUCACACAGCCCAGCUGUAUGACGACUAUGUGCGCCAGCGCACCCUGCAGAACUGGCGCUUCUGGCUCUUCAGCGUGCUCAUCAAGCCGCUGUUUGAGAGCUACAGGGGAGCGGUGAGCACCCGCAGUGCCAAGGAGUUCUGCCAGUCGGUGCUGGGCUGGCUGGAGCAGCACUGCGCCCUGGCCAUGCUGCGCCCCGGUACGUCCCACGCACCAGGCUCAAACAUCCCCAUACUCCCAGCAGCUGGGGGGAAGGGCCCCACUCCGGGGAAGAGGGAUUCCAGCCUCUUAAGGAGCUUCUGUGAUCCCCUCGGCCUCCAGGAAAAUCCCGUUUCCUGAGGUAGGGCCCCCUGAGCUCCCAGAGAUGGGCACUCAUUCAUCCUGCCUGCCUGACAGGGGUGUCCUUAUUCACAGGGCACACAGAGUGGAUGUAGUAACCCACGUCAGAACCAAUCAGUGGUGGAGAUGGGGAUAGAACCCAGGAGUCCUGGCUCCUAGACACCCCCGGUCUAACCAUUAGACUCCACUCCCCUUCCAGAGCUGGGACUAAAACCCAGGAGUCCUGGCUCCCAGCAUCCCUCCCCACUCUACCCAUUAGGCACCACUCCCCUAGCCUAAGUCUUUUUGAAUCAGACCCCUACAGUUGGGCUCCAAACCCCAAAUCAGGUUGGCUCCAGAAUCACUGGUUGCUUUGGAAUGUGCCUGCCCUGGAUUCAGUGUCACCCCCAGGCAUUCCCCCACAAUCUGAUCACUGGGCAGGGCUUUCUGAGCCACCUCCUCUACCCAUCCUGCCAAACCCAGCUCAGGGCUCUUCCAGCUGAUAGGCUUGGGGUAAGGAUGUGGGCGGGCAGCUUCCAUCUGGAGCUGGUGCUAGUUUCUCCCUCCCCCGCAGCUAUCUCCAGCUCCCUCCUGCAGCUCAGCAAGCUCACAGCCAUCCUGACCCAGCCCUCACGCCUCCCCGAGCAGGCCCUGCAGGCUGUCUGCCGCCCCCCGCACAGCAAGGGCCACAGCUAGGGGGCCCCACUGUGCUGCACGAGGACGUCCCGACGCUGCCCACUUGCGGAGAAGAGAGGAUGGGAGGGAUGCAGACAUCUUCGACUCCUGGGUGGCGCCCCACCCCACGAUGGGCCCAGAUGCAUCUGGACGGACAUGCAGGGGCUACAGCGGGGCCUCUGUAAUAGCCCUAGCAGGGGGAGGCUGAUUGAUCCACAGAGAAGGUGGAAUUGGGGGGGCAUCUCUCAGAGCUGGGGAUUCCCCUAUACACCUCUAGUGAAGGGGAGCUGGAUGAUGAGUAGAGGGUCCCCUUUAGCAUCCCCCCAUGGGGGCAGGGGGAUGCUGGCAGGUCGUGGCUCUGUUUGGACAGUGACAGCAGGAGCUGUAUUAAACCCCCAGCAUGUGGGACUGGCCA
Messenger RNA from Trachemys scripta elegans, 3623 nucleotides. RefSeq names its product MLX-interacting protein-like. Bases 197 to 2554 code for a protein of 785 amino acids. The record is from RefSeq and is a predicted model, not a curated record. The transcript is spliced from 16 exons. Lineage: Eukaryota; Metazoa; Chordata; Testudines; Emydidae. Gene Ontology annotation, cellular component: nucleus. Gene Ontology annotation, biological process: regulation of transcription by RNA polymerase II. Gene Ontology annotation, molecular function: protein dimerization activity; RNA polymerase II cis-regulatory region sequence-specific DNA binding; DNA-binding transcription factor activity, RNA polymerase II-specific.